This is a messenger RNA of Esox lucius (northern pike), 4187 nucleotides long. It is a transcript of the gene reep2, whose product is annotated as receptor accessory protein 2. Gene Ontology annotation, cellular component: endoplasmic reticulum tubular network; cytoplasmic microtubule; endoplasmic reticulum membrane. Gene Ontology annotation, biological process: endoplasmic reticulum tubular network organization. The record is from RefSeq and is a predicted model, not a curated record. The coding region runs from base 364 to 1215 and encodes 283 amino acids. The transcript has 8 exons. Gene Ontology annotation, molecular function: microtubule binding; taste receptor binding. Lineage: Eukaryota; Metazoa; Chordata; Actinopteri; Esociformes; Esocidae.
UAUCAACCGCUGCCUGGGACUUAACACUGCACGUAGCUUCUUGCUUCCCUGAUGGCUAUAUACAUAAUUCAUCUAACUAAUUUGAUCGGAAUGGCAGCCUCUCCAGAUAGCACCAAUUCAAGUGUAGCAAUACAGUUGCCGUCUCUGCGGGCUAGACAAACAGUGGACCUGCUCCUUUAAGAGAAGGACGCGUUCUACUGAUUUGAAUGCAGCAGAAAACCCACUGGAAAAUAGAACACUUCGGAAGCAACAGAAGGACACCCGUUUUCGCGUCACAUCAACACGGCCGUGGACGGAGGAAUGGGGGGUAGCUAGCUAGUUGGCUAGAUUUCCAAGUACAAGGGAAAGCUCAUUACGAUAAACAUGGUAUCGUGGAUCAUUUCGAGGAUGGUAGUCCUAGCCUUCGGGACCCUCUACCCAGCCUACUCCUCAUACAAGGCUGUCAAAACAAAGAAUGUCAAGGAAUAUGUGAAAUGGAUGAUGUACUGGAUAGUGUUUGCAUUAUUCACCACGGUGGAGACCCUCACAGACCUGUUCAUGUCCUGGUUUCCUUUCUACUUUGAGCUGAAAAUAGCCUUUGUGAUCUGGCUCCUGUCUCCGUACACCAAGGGCUCCAGCGUGCUCUACCGGAAGUUUGUCCACCCCACCCUGUCCAACAAGGAGAAGGAGAUAGAUGAGUACAUCACUCAGGCCAAAGACCGUAGCUAUGCAACCAUGAUGAGGUUUGGGAAGAGGGGCUUGAACCUGGCCGCUAAUGCAGCAGUCACUGCAGCCAGCAAGGGUCAGGGUGUGCUGUCGGAGAAGCUGCGUAGUUUCAGUAUGCAGGACCUGACUCUGAUCAACGAUGGUGAGGAGAUGGGCCUUCGCUCCUCUGACCCCCGCAUGAGGAGGGACGACAUGGACGACAUGGCUAUUGGAGCCAACACACUGCCCCGAGCCAAGACCCCACGACAGACUCGCUCCUCAUCUGCGGCUCCACAGCUUGAUGAAUCAUCGCAGCACGGCUCGGACCAAUCAGACACCAGGAGCGUCACCACAGAGCAUUCUGACGAGGAUGUUCUAGAGAAGGUCCCCGUCAAGCGCGUGGCCAGCGUCAAGGCAACCAAGAAACCUGCUGCUGUCAAAACGGAGGCUACGACUAAACCAGUGAAAAAGGCACCAAAGAAGAAGACCACCACAACAGCUACAGUCAGCAGCAAUGCUGAGUCACCCUGAUGUCCGUCUGUGUUGUACCCAGUAGUGUCCCACUCCCCUCCGGCCACUCCCCUCCGGCCACUCCCCUCUGGCCACGCAGCGGUCUGUUUCCAUAACACACACAGCCAACGACCUCUGGAGAAUCACUCUCACUGCUUUGGUGGAACACCGGUUUAGUUCUGGAUUAUGGCUAGGUCCUUGACAACCAGCACUGUCUUUUAUUUAGCCAGCCUGCUUACUUUCUAGGUAGUGUAGUCAUAUGCGUGUAUACGUUUAGAUUUCAACAAUGGCAGUGAUAGGGUAUCUGAACAGAAAACGAGUAACUUUCCUCCUGUACUAUUUGUAGCACAGUCUCGAGGCCAGUUUAUCCAACACACCACCAUGUGUUGCCUGGACUUUACAGUCUUGAGAGUACAGGGAGUUGCCCCUGGUGCACCGCCCUAGGGCUUCUACCUCUCACUAGGAGAGUGUCUGUCUAUAAAUACACAUUCCAUUCAGUAUGGAAUCUAUGGCAGGCUGUCUAGAGGCCACCAUGGAUUAGGAGACAGUCUUAGGACAUCAGGGAGGGUUUAGGGUGGAGCAGAGUUCAGGAUGGGUGUAGGUGUGUUUUGGGCCUCCAGCCUUUCUACCGACGCCCCGACGGCUGUGCGUGGAGGCAGGCCGGUCCUGUCUGGAAAGCCGAGGGGCAUUCUGGGAGCACGUAGCGUUGACUGUGCUAAUCCGAUGCCACGGUUUCCCCAUCAGUCACCGUGCUGUUGUGGAGGAGUAUUAGCCGCCGACACGGAGUCACGUGUGGAUGGAGAGACGAAGGUAUCUGUUUGUUUUUCCCUCCUCCCCCUGGACAACUCCCACCACCUCCUCUGCUCCCAGCGGUCCCACAGGAAGGCACACAGCUUCAGGUGUCCUUCACAUUCCUGUGUGUGUGUGUGUGUUUGCAACAUAACCACGCUUCUGGUUUUCCCCACUUCCUCCUAAUGUUGACCCAGCUGUAUACAUUUACAUAGCUGUAUGACCGCUUAUAACAGUGUAUAACCAUCCACGAGGUCUCCAUUAUACACUGCUGUCUUCUCACUGAUACGUUUUGGCUUAUGGGUUUUGUUACCUCUGAAUUGUGUUCUGUUGAGACGAGCCGAAGCCCAUAUGGAUCCGGGUCUGAAUGCGUGAAUAUCGGAGGUAGCCGCUAACCGUGUCAGAGUGCUGUGGGAAGACCUUCGGCUGAUACUGGCUUCACUCAGUUAGCCUCGUACCUGGAUUAGAACUCAGUUCUGCUUGAGUCGAAUAUCUGAGGCAUGUGACAACUAAAGUAGUAUACAUAUGUGUCGCUCUAGGUAUUGAUAAAUAUUAUGUAUAAUAAUGGCCUAGCUACAUGUUAUGAAAGAAAUGUCUAGUGUAGAUUUUUUUUUUGUUCUGAGUUUUCACUCAGAUUAUUUUCACUUGGAUUCACCAUCAGUUUCAUAAUUUGGCCCGUAAAGAGUAAGAUGUGGAGUGGUCAGUUGGGGUUUGAUCUGGGAUCAUCAAUCUGCCUCUUAGAGGGUAUGGGCUCAGCCCUGUCAUUCUGAUCUAAACAUUGUUAUUCUCAAGCAUAAGAAGAGCAGCUGUUCUGGCACAUCCCCUUCUUCUGUCUUAUCUGGCUGUAGCCACCUCAAACAUGGCGGAAAUGUCUUCCCUCUUAGAUUGGUAAGAUACAGCCUACUAGUCGGAUGAGUAGUGACACCCCCAGAAUAAUGCUGAAAGCUGUUAAAACGAUGUUCACUGCUAGUGUUUUACAUGUGAAUGAUGGGAUGUGCAUGUACCAACAUAUCCAUUGUGUCCUGUUUGGGCCGGCAGGUUUUCAUGGGGUAGUCCCCGUCAAGGCUAACCGGUGCUUGGAAGAAAAGGUGUCCUUGUCGUUAGCUAAAAACGAUACACGUUCCAGGAUCUCUAUGAAGCUUCUUUGUAGGCUUGGGUGACUUUCCGCCAUGUACCCUUGCCUUACACCCAUCUCACCCUCUCAGAUCGCAGGGAAUUGUCGUGGUUAAUGGUCUUGGGGGUUGAAUUUUGGAAUGGGCAUGUGUUGUGGGUGGUUGUCUUUUUUCGUAGGGCACGCCCCUGCUUUUGGCAGGUUUCGUUUGAGGUUUAUGGGUGUAGAUUGUAAGAAUUAUACCACUGCGCUUGUUUGUUCUUGGCUCUUGACUUUAGUGUGACACUGAUUUUAACCACUAGGGGGAGACCUACUUCAUGCAACCGUUAUAGAGCUACUGAAACAUUUGCAAAAUGAUGACCUACUGUAUGUAAAUAUUCAUUAUUUAACUGUAUGAAUUAGCUUGCUUGCCUUAUAUCACGCUCUUCUUGAAUACAUAGGUUUAGCUUUUUUCUCUUUGGGUUUUAUCGUAUGCACUUCCCCUAACAGGAGGCCCCUCGGUAAGGUCCUGCUGUGAACAUUGUUAUUGGUGUGAUUUUAUUCUGUUCUCAAUUCCUCUUUCUGAUGAUGAGAUAUUUUAAUUGGUCCCUAUUAAGGGGCUAAUAAUACUUGACUUCCCUAUCCAGUUGUGUAAGACAUUCCUCAGUAUGCUUGGUAAUAGUCAAACCGAAGUUGUUUCACACUGUUGGUUCUGCCUUUAAUAUUAGGCUGGCUGCCCUAUCAACGGCAACAAGGAAAAUAGAUUGUUUUCAAUUAUUUUAUAUUCUGUUUUGAUCUGCUAGUGUUUACACUUGAGAAAUGAUGGCACAGUGACACACUUUUAAUGCAUUCUCGCUGUCAUGAAAACCCUACUUGACGUUAUGUAAUUUAUUUUCAUAUUUAUUGUUUAUUUUUGUGUGAAAUCAGUAUUAUUGUGUAAAAAAACUCCCAUUGAGAGAGAAUAUUCUGCAUUAAUAUAUUGUUUGUGCCAACUAUCAAUACUCCACUCUAAUAAAAUGUUUCUCCGCUGGGGUAAUGGUAUUUAACAUGGACUGAAUGACAGUCAUGUACCAUUAACAAAUGCUACUAAUAAAUAAAGCAUAUUACACUCAUC